CAGGGAGGGGGGGUGCCCCGGAUUCUCGUGCCCCCACCUGCGGCUCAUCGGAGCCGCCCCCCCUUCCCCGGGGCCUUUGUCCUCCGAGGCCGUCGCCGCCCCCCUCCCCGGUCCUCACGCACCUUGGCCGGGAGGGGAGCCUACGCGAGGCCGGGGAUCUGCGGCCUCCCCCGGCGAGGGGCUCGCCCCGCUUCCCCCCCCCCCGCCCCCGGAGCCGCCGAGCUCGCGUGGAGCCCGCUGCCCGCAGCGGCAGGGCGCCUGGCUCAGGAGAGGCCGCGGAGCCGCCCCGGGCCUCCCCCUCCCGCCCGGGUGGCCGCAGCAGGUUCCCCCCGCCCCCCUCUUGCCCCCGGCGGCGGCGGGAUCCGAGCGGGGCCCGGGAGCUGCUGGGCCGGGCCGGAGGGGAGAGGAGCGGCGGGGGAGCAGCGCCAGCAGCAGAAAUGAUGGAAGAGUUGCAUAGCCUGGACCCACGACGGCAGGAACUGUUGGAGGCUAGGUUCACAGGAGUAGGUGUUGCCAAAGGUCCAUUGAAUAGCGAGUCUUCCAAUCAGAGCUUGUGCAGCGUGGGCUCUCUGAGUGAUAAAGAAUUGGAGACUCCCGAGAAGAAACAGAAUGACCAGCGGAACAGGAAAAGAAAAGCAGAAGCAUAUGAGACCAGUCAAGGAAAAGGCACUCCUAGGGGACAUAAAAUUAGUGAUUAUUUUGAGUUUGCUGGGGGAAGUGGUCCAGGAACCAGUCCUGGCAGAAGCGUGCCACCUGUCGCCCGAUCCUCACCACAGCAUUCCUUAUCCAAUCCCUUACCACGGCGAGUGGAGCAGCCAUUAUAUGGGGUAGAUGGCAGUUCUGCAAAGGAGCCGCAGGAAGAACACUCUCCUCUGCCAACGCUGAUGUCUAUGAUGCUGGCAAAACAGCGGCUUGAGAGUGAGCAGCUGGUACAGAGGGGAGCUGGCCUCUGUUUUGCUUUUGUUUCGGCCCAGCAAGGCAGCCCCUCUUCUACGGGAUCAGGGAACACAGAGCAUUCCUGCACCUCCCAAAAACAGAUUUCCGUCCAGCACAAACAGACACAGUCUGACCUCACAAUGGAAAAAAUAUCUGCACUAGAAAACAAUAAAAACUCUGACCUGGAGAAGAAGGAGGGGAGGAUAGAUGACUUAUUAAGAGCCAACUGUGAUUUGAGACGGCAGAUUGAUGAACAGCAAAAGAUGCUGGAGAAAUACAAGGAACGGUUGAAUAGAUGUGUGACAAUGAGCAAGAAGCUCCUUAUAGAAAAGUCAAAACAGGAAAAGAUGGCAUGCAGAGAUAAGAGCAUGCAGGAUCGACUGAGACUGGGUCACUUCACUACAGUCCGGCAUGGGGCCUCUUUCACUGAGCAGUGGACAGAUGGCUACGCUUUUCAGAACCUCAUCAAGCAACAGGAGAGGAUAAAUUCCCAGCGGGAGGAGAUAGAAAGACAACGAAAGAUGUUAGCGAAACGGAAGCCGCCUGCCAUGGGACAGACCCCUCCAGCAAGCAACGAGCAGAAACAGCGAAAGAACAAGACCAAUGGAGCAGAAAACGAAACGUUAACGUUAGCUGAAUAUCAUGAACAGGAGGAAAUCUUCAAACUCCGAUUAGGUCAUCUUAAAAAGGAAGAAGCAGAGAUCCAGGCGGAGUUGGAACGACUAGAGAGAGUUAGAAAUCUACAUAUCAGGGAAUUGAAAAGGAUACACAAUGAAGAUAAUUCACAAUUUAAAGACCAUCCAACGCUAAAUGACAGAUAUCUUUUGCUACAUCUUUUGGGUAGAGGAGGCUUCAGUGAGGUAUAUAAGGCAUUUGAUUUAACAGAACAGAGAUACGUAGCUGUGAAAAUUCACCAGUUAAAUAAAAACUGGAGAGAUGAGAAAAAAGAGAAUUAUCACAAACAUGCGUGUAGAGAGUACAGAAUUCACAAAGAACUGGAUCAUCCUCGAAUAGUUAAACUCUAUGACUACUUCUCGCUGGAUACUGACUCGUUCUGUACGGUGUUAGAAUACUGUGAGGGAAAUGAUCUGGACUUCUAUCUGAAACAGCACAAGUUAAUGUCCGAAAAAGAGGCACGAUCUAUUAUCAUGCAAAUUGUGAAUGCUUUAAAAUACUUAAAUGAAAUCAAACCGCCCAUCAUACACUAUGACCUUAAACCAGGUAACAUUCUUCUAGUCAAUGGUACAGCAUGUGGAGAGAUAAAGAUCACAGAUUUUGGGCUUUCCAAGAUCAUGGAUGAUGACAGCUACAACUCCGUGGAUGGCAUGGAGCUGACAUCACAGGGGGCCGGUACUUACUGGUAUUUGCCACCUGAGUGUUUUGUGGUUGGAAAAGAACCUCCAAAGAUUUCAAAUAAAGUUGACGUCUGGUCAGUGGGUGUCAUCUUCUACCAGUGUCUUUAUGGCAGAAAGCCGUUUGGCCACAACCAGUCACAACAAGACAUUCUGCAGGAGAACACGAUCCUUAAAGCUACUGAGGUGCAGUUCCCUCCAAAGCCAGUAGUCACACCAGAAGCAAAGGCAUUUAUCAGACGGUGCCUGGCCUACCGAAAGGAGGACCGGAUAGAUGUUCAGCAGCUAGCCUGUGACCCAUACUUGCUGCCUCACAUCCGCAAAUCUGUAUCCACGAGCAGCCCAGCCGGGGCUGCAAUUGCAUCAACCUCUGGAUCAUCCAAUAACAGCUCUUCAAACUGAGAGACAGAAUAAUAGGCCAAAAACUGCUCGAGAAACCAACACAGACUUUCAGAAACAGCUUUGGAAUAGAGGAAUCCGCAAGGGUCUCAAGAAACCUGUACCAGGUGCUUUUUUUCUCUUGCUUUUUUUUCCAUCCAUAGAGCAUGACAACAUCAAUUCUCAUCAAGGAAACCUUCAGCAUCUUAAGCAAAGCCACGUGGGUAGGAGAAGCUUGAGGUUUAUUCAGUAAAUGACCACAGAGGAUGGCUGCUCUGAGCGAGGGGGAAAAAAUAUGGUUCCAUGUACUGUGAACUUCUGAACGCGCAGACUUGGGGAAUCCAUGAUGCAAUGUGUGCUUCAGAGGAAGAAUGUGGACUUUGGAAAAAAGACUGGGCUAGUCCAGUGUUGAUAUUUAAACAUUGUUCUUUUCUUUUCAUAAAGUUUAGGUAACAUCUCCUGAAAAAGCUAGAAGCACCAAGGUUCAGCUGGGGAUGGUAUGACUCUUUGCCCUUUGGAGGGGAAAAAAGUUGAUCCUGCCUGUUCAUGGCACUAGAGUUAGUGUUUUACCCCUGAUUAAUUUCAAUUUUUUAAAGAAAAAGUAACAAUUUUUUGGAAGAAACGUUUUCUGGUCAUAAAGUGAAACCCGUAUUAGCAGGUACGUGGCAAUGUUAACUCCACUGAUGGUGCAGCUUUCCAUUUCCUUGACAUGGCCUCUUCCUUGUGAUUCCCCGUCUUGUGAGGAGGGGGGGGGGAGAUUCACAAGGGUGAGGAGAAGAGGCCUCUGUCAAUCUCUUGCCAUCAGAUUAGCGUGCCGUUUGGAGCCUUGUUGGGUUUUCCUGCGGCUGCUUCACCGCUCACACACUUGACGGUUGUCCCUUUUUAAUUUAUUUGAAGCGCUGGGCUUUUAAAAUAAAAAUUGGUCUGUCCACAUGAUGCUCUCCAAUCCUGUGAGUACAGUAUCUGUUGACUAGUCAAGACCGGCAGCAAAUGGGAGGGGAGUUCAGAAGCAAAGCUCAGUCUCUCUGACGUGACUUUUCUGGGCUCACACAGUAUUGUACAUUUUGUUGUUAAGCUUAUUAAAACCUAACGUUGAAGACUCGUAAGCUCUCCUCAGUUAGGUGAUUUAUUGUGGAAACCGCUUUCUCCCUUGCUUACCAUUUUUCUUUUAAACUCACUGAUUUUUAGCUCUCUGAUGUCGAUGCCUCAAACAGAUUAAAACAAAAACCCUGGGGAGGCAUGUUCUAAACUGAAUGGGCUUCCUGAUUAUUUUUGUAAUCCGUUUGAGGUGACCUCCACGUUGGGGCAGAGGUGUCCAGCUGUGCAAUGGGAGCUUGUCGUCUCCACCCUGCCCCUUUUCCCCCCAAAGGAAAGACUGAAAAUCAAAAAAGUACAGUGCUUGGACAUGUGGCAGCCAGGUUGGAAUGUUCCUAACAUAUGUGGCAAGAGUUUUUUGCCAGAAAUAUUUAAAGAUGCAGCAUCCAAUAAAAAGAUCUGUAUUGGGAGGGGGAACUGAGCAGUGUUACCACAACUUUAGGGUGUUGUAAAAAAAAAAUGUGCGUGGUGUAACCUUACUCAUGCACAAAACUUCCCUUGUUUGUUGUGGAUUGUUCUCUCUCUCCGCACAGCGCCUUCUGGAUUCCUUCUCACACUCUCAUAGUGCAUUUGUUCUCUUUGGCGUUCGGUACCUGAAUGGAGUUCUCGUGGCUAUCUGUGUUCUCCGUAGUGUGGAUUCUGCGAGAACUGCCACUUGUUUGCCUUAUUGUAAGCCAUCCUCCACAAAUGGCAGGGUUAGCCCAUUCAGCAGCCAACGAGUAAUUGGUUGAAAUACGAAGUAGCCUGUUGAAAUUACACCGAUAGCCUGGGGAAGUACAGAAUUCUGCUGCAGCUUUAAUUUUUUUUCAAUGAUUCUUGGGCUUCAGUCUGAUGCAUUCAUCUGCAGCUGCAUUAGGGUGGUGUUGAAACUCUUGUUUUUAAAUAAAACUACAGCUUUAAAUGCUCAGCCACAGUCUUAGCCCUUUCCAUUCCUGCUGUUCUCUUAGAAACAAGCUAUUUGGUAAGCAGCACUUGGACAUCAUGUUCAGCCUCCAUCAGGGAAGUCAGAUCUGACAUCUCAUCCUGUCUGCUGAAGUUGGUUACUUGGCCUCCAUGCGUAGAGGGGAGAAUUCUAAAAGGGUUCUUUGUAUCCCAGUCUGGUUGUUUCUUGGACAUAGAGUGUGCGCGAUCUCUGUGGGUGUGAUUAGUUUUGUCGGAUGCAUUUAUUCCUGCUGUGUGACACCCGAACGGGGCAGCGUUAGCCUUUUCCGGUGCUACCGUAUCCAGUAAAGAACCCUGGUAGAAUUCUAGCUGCCACACAUUUUGUUGUUAAUAUGGGUUUCACUUCAAGUAACAGGCCCUUAUUGCCACAUGUGUUCAUUUACUUAAAAAGGAAAAAAGUGUCUGCAGAAUUUGUAACUUAAACCACGCCGGACUGUUUUGGAUCUACCCAGCAGCUGAGACAUGGAUAUUAAAAUAAGUUUUAAGAAACCGAA
Messenger RNA from Mauremys reevesii (Reeves's turtle), 5197 nucleotides. RefSeq names its product tousled like kinase 2 (gene TLK2). Bases 438 to 2690 code for a protein of 750 amino acids. The record is from RefSeq and is a predicted model, not a curated record. Gene Ontology annotation, molecular function: ATP binding; protein serine/threonine kinase activity. Gene Ontology annotation, biological process: peptidyl-serine phosphorylation; chromosome segregation; intracellular signal transduction. Gene Ontology annotation, cellular component: nucleus. Lineage: Eukaryota; Metazoa; Chordata; Testudines; Geoemydidae. The transcript has 22 exons.